GUGGGCGUGAGGUCAUCCAUUAUCGGAGUCUCUUCAGAAAUGAGUGGAGGAGUGGCCCGUGAAUGUCGCUCCGAGCUCCGAUGCAAUAUAGCCGACUGACUGCACCAAAGACGUUUUUACCUCGAGUGCGUGACCUUUCUGCUACUUGAUGUGUCAAAUUUGGCGGGGGUCUCUACAGCAGUUUGUGUGAUUUGAUGAGAGGAUCAACAUUGCAUUAUUUUUGGAUGACACUGACUUAGUCAGACUCACUUCAACACAGAAACUUAAUAAUAAUUGUCAUUCCUUGAUUGAAAUCACAUUUAACUUUUCGGACUGGAUUUUCAAAUUUGUGGACCAAACGCAAUUGAAACUGAAUCUAAAGUAAUUGUCACUGGAUUUUCAUCCAUCAUCACUUGAGUUGAUACUGAUAGUCAGUGAACUUUUCAUUUGCAGGGUAUGAUCAUCAUCAUAUCUCAUGUUAUGAGGAUUGUCAACAUGACUUUGUGGAGAAAAUAAUACGUUCUUCACUUCUUUCUUUUCAAAUUAUCUGCUUCUCAUCGAUAAUCUGCACUCUGCAAAGCAGUGAAGCAUAUCAAUAGGAAUGGAUUAUGAUUCACUUGAAUUAAUAAAUACAUUGAUAUUCAAGUGACUAAUUGUACAGGAAUUUCAAACUUUGUUUGAACAGUCGAUGGACUUGCUUCGACAUCAAGAGGACUCUCACAGGAACUUUUAUUAGAGCUGAUACAGCAAUGGAUGAUAUUUUUUCACAAAUCCGUGAUGGGAAUGCAGUGCACAUCAGAGUUUGGUUGGACAAGGUUGAAAAUGAUCCAAACCAAGGAGAUGAUCAUGGAUUCAGUCCAAUGCAUUGGGCAUGUAAGGAGGGUCAUACCAACAUUGUUGAUAUGUUAAUAGGACGAGGUGCUAAGAUCAAUGCCACCAAUAUGGGUGAUGAUACCGCCCUUCAUUUAGCUGCUGCACAUGGUCAUAGGGACAUCGUUCUCAAGCUUAUUCAGCACAGAGCAGAUAUCAACGCUAUGAAUGAACAUGGGAACACACCUCUUCAUUAUGCUUGCUUUUGGAAUUAUGAACAGAUUUGUGUGGAUCUGAUCAAUAAUGGUGCUCUAGUUGCUCUUUCAAAUAAAGAUGACGAUACACCAUUGGACAAGUCCAAGGAUGAAGUAGCAAGGAUGUUACAAGAAAAAGCAUCAGCCAUGGGCCAAGACUUGUCAAAAAUACAGUACAGAAAUAACUGGAGUGGUACAAAGACAAGAAGUCGUGAUGGAACCUUGUCGAGAUUUGCUGGAAUAGAUCUGAAACAUGUCAAGUUACAGAGCAAGAUCAACAGUAGUCCUACUGGGGAUAUGUGGAAGGGUAUAUGGCAAGGGACUGCUGUCAUGGCUAAGGUGCUGAAGGUCAGUAACGUGACAUCUCGUAUCUCAAGAGAGUUUGGUGAAGAGUUCCCACGGCUACGUAUCUUCUCACAUCCAAACAUACACCCAGUGUUGGGAUGUGUCAACCAGCCACCAAACCUUGUUGUGUUGAGUGAGACUCUACAGCAUGGAUCUCUCUUUCAUGUUCUACAUGAAGCUUCAGGUAUUGUUGUUGAUCAUGGUCAGAUGGUAAGCUUUGCAUUAGACAUUGCGAGAGGUAUGUCUUUCUUACAUGCUAUGGAUCCCCUCAUCCCAAGGUAUUAUCUCAACAGUAAAAAUAUCAUGAUUGAUGAGGAGCUGACAGCUAAGAUCAACAUGGGUGAUACAAGGUUCUCCUUUCAGAACAGAGCUAAACUCUUCAAUCCUGCCUGGAUGGCACCAGAAGCCUUACAGAGGAGCCCUGAAGAUAUGAACUCUCGUUCUGCUGAUAUGUGGAGCUUUGCUAUCUUGAUUUGGGAGCUUGUUACUAGGGAAGUACCAUUCGCUGGUAUGUCAUCUAUGGAAGUAGGCAUGAAGAUUGUUGGAGAAGGUCUAAGGAUUGAUAUCCCUCCAGGGACGUCACCUCACAUGAGCAAACUCAUCAAGAUAUGUAUGAACGAAGACUCUACCAAACGACCUAGGUUUGACAUGAUCAUGCCCAUCUUGGAAAGGAUGCGGCCUGUCUAGGAUCAUGGCCAUACUGGCGCCCAAGGCCCACCCCCUGCCCUACUACUUGCCGGGUUCUGGUGAUUGAUUGCUGCUCGACGCCACCCCUUUCCACCAAGCAAGCUGCUCCUAUGGGGUGAUGAUGAUAAAGGGUGCUAUUCCCUUUCUGUAAAGGUAUAUCGUUAGAUAAGGUUCAGGAUGGUUAGAUUCACUUUAGUAAACCCCUUCUUAAUGGGACGCUCCUAUCUAGGGUUUAGAUAGCCAGAUAGAUUAACUAAAUCCAGCUAUAUAGCAGGUGUUGCAAACAAAUAUUUGCAAUCAAUUGCAAAUAUCAGGUGCAAAUUUACAAGUGAUAGAUCAAUUUAAAUACAGAAGCAAAUCAAUGUAUACUUGUUUAUGCAAGAAGCAGACCACCCAUCAAUUGCAAAUUUGCAAUAAAAUGUUUGAUUUUCAAUUGAUUUGGUGACCUGAAAUUGGCUUGCAUUCAAUUGCAAGUUUCUUGCAACACCCCAUUAGAGAUGGAUCUAGACAGAAGAGUUAGAACAUGAUUUGACUUUCAAAUGUAAAGUAAGUUGUCACAUGGUUUCUUCAUAGAGGAAGAUUUGUUCAAAACACCAUACCACCGGUAUCUUUAAUAGGGGUUUGGGAAAACAGAACGAAAUAGCAUUUCAAUUAUGAAGACCAAGAAAUUAAGCUAGACAAGGAACUGUUCAGCAUUAUAUGGAAAUUAGGUUUAGUGUAAAUGGAUAUUUGCCUGUGAUUUCAUACUUUCCUUCGAAAAUGGAAUUCCUUCUAGAGGCCGACAAUCCUUACGUUUUGUAACAAAGCACAGUGGUUGAAAUUCGCAUAUAGUUUAAGACAAGGGUUGGUCAGUGAUAUUAAGAAAGCAUUAUGUGACACAAUUGUGUCAUACAUUGUAUCUUCCAUUAAACAAAGCAAGUAUAAUUUGGUAGAUCUUCCAAUACACUACAUAAAUUGUUUAUUGAUUACGUUAACAAUUAAUUUCAUUGUUUUCCAUGAACCACAAAACCUCACAAUUUAUUUUUAUGCAAUUAUUGUAGAUAUUUAUUUCCCUGUUUCCUACUAUUUUGGUCUUUUUGUGUAAUGAUGCAUGAAAAAUGACUGCCUUGAGCAUAUAUUUCUGAUAUAUUUCUAUUUUCAAUUAUGAAUAUUCUCACAAUGGAAUGUGAAUAAAUAGUGAUUAGUGUUUAUAUUUUUAGGAAAAUGAUGAGUGAAUGCUUAUGAGCCUUGAAUCAUUUAAAUAAAUUCACUAAAAUUUACAUGUUCUAUCUUCAUAUGGAAAUGUAUUUAAAUCAAAUUACUAAGAAAGCUUAGAAAAUUUCUGUUGACAGGAAACCCCAAUUGCAUGCUUGUCAUUGUUGGAUGACAUAAAGGAAUAUGAAUUGAGAUGUAGAGUAAUUCAAGGAAUGAAAUGUUGGGACUGAAUAAUAAUUAAGAUUGAAUGUAUUUAAAAUGAAUGCAUGUAAAAAUGUUGUCCAUAUCGGUGAGACAAUUUAAUAUAUUGUGAUUGAAGUAAAGUGUCACUUACGGUAUGUCAGGAAAACAAGUUUUCAAGUGGUUAGUCUUUGUAGUAUCAGAUGUCAGAUGUGCUCACCCAAGAAAAUUGAUUUAGUGGGUAAAGGAAUAGAUUAAGAAUAGAUCUCUAAAUAUUUACACAGUACACAUGUAAAAACCAUGUGCUUUUGAAAUAGGAAUAAAUAAAUUUGAUAUAUAAAGUUGCCCCAAUAGGUCUUAUACAGGCACAGUUGGUUGCAAUAACUAACAGUCAAAUUUAAAGUUAUUUGUAGAAACCCCUGAAUGUAUGUAUGUCCGGCCUGCAGAAACAAAGAGGCAAAAGCUCGCAAGGUAAAAACUAUUAUGAUUGUGAAAAGAUGAAAAUUUGUUUUAAUCAGGGGAGCGUGUCAUCAAUAUUUUUGUCCCACAAGCUGUCGGAUCUGACAAUUUUCCUUGGUAUUGAUUGGCUGAGAAGCACUGUUAAUAUGGAAACUGUAAAUGGGACUUGCCUGAUAAAGCAUCAAAGAAGUCCUUUCAUGAAACACUACCCAGAUGAAUCUUUUUACGGAUUGUCAGCCAUUUAGGGGAACCCAUUCUUCAGGUUUUGCAUUUCAAGUGUGGAAUUAUAUUUAAAUGCAAGUCCUUGUGCAAGAGACAGACUCACAUUCAUUGGUCACAUGUGAUGUUAUAUGGUGCUAUUAUUUAAUUGUUGAUCGAGUGUGUUGAAAUGAUGCAAACAGAAUGAAAACAAUGGGAUUUCAGAAAUAAAGGAAUCACAUAUCAUUUUAUAUCAGAGGGAUGCCGCUUAUCAGGCAUGAGCAGUAUAUUUUCAUCCAUUGAAAGCCCUUUUCUUGUGUACAAAAAGGUUCAAUCCGCUUGAUUUUCAGGACUUAUCAGUUGUAAGUGACGUAAUUGCUGAUAUUGGUUUAUUGAUGGAUACUGUAAAUAUACUAAAUCUGUGGUCUUUCAAUGAGCUUUUUAUCAUUUAUACACAUUCAUUUCAUAGGAAAAAUGUAUUUCUUUCUUUGCAAAUGUAUGAAUGAAAAUUGUGAAACCAUCAAAUUUUUAUUAGUUUCUGAGACACAAACAAAGUAAUUCUUGUGUGAAGGGUACCUGCCUACAUUUCCAGAUUUCAAAUGAAUUCAUGUGUUAUGUGAGCAUUACACUGAUAGGUUACGCAGGAAUUGUAAAAGCAAGGCGUUUAUCUACAUUUGCCACUCUCGACCCAGGUGUAGUAAAUGGGUACCCGGUAGGAAGGAAUUCCUUGAAUGCUCGAGCGCCCGAUCAGGGUAGCCGUGCUAAAACCAGGGUAAUAGUAUGCAGCGCUUUGAAACAUUAAGCUCUAUAAAUAUGUUGUUAUUAAAGGCCCUUUUUAAAAAGAAAGUUUGUUUCCUUCAGUAAAAAUCAAUGGGAUAUUUUUCCAUCAGUUUCCCUCAUCACAGCUUGCCAUUUAUCACUUGAUUAUUGUAUUUCUCUACCUAAUGUUUACAAUGUAAGUGAUCAUGUAAUCUUUAUUUAGGGCAUACAUUCUUGUUAUGGAUAUCAACUUUGUUAAUUAAGCCACAAAUAUAUUUAUUUGUAAUUUUGUGCCAAAUUUUAAUAGUUCAUCUUAUUGUACCCAUCUUCCUCCACUGUACAACUCAAUGUUUAAUGUCUUCUUUUUUAAUGCCGAGUUUAGAUUACAAAAUAACUCUUUUGUAUCAAAUCUUCACUUUGUGCCUAAUGUAAUUCUUCAUGUUUGUAACCAUAUUUCACUAUUUCACUCUAGUGAAGAUUUUUUAAAUAUUGAAUACAGUCUUGUGUCAACUUUUCCCUAGGUGUUCCCUAUCCUUAAUCUAAUGCUAGGUAGUUCAGUGGUUUUCAUAUAUAUAAACCAUGAUAGUGAUGUACAUGUACAUGUGCUAUGAACAAGGGUGGUGCCUCAGGUGGGGGGUAGGGGCCAUCUCCCUUCUGAUUUUUGAAAUAGUGAAGAAAAAAAAGAAGAGAGAGAGAAGGGAAGGAAGAAGAAAGAACAAUAUAAAAAAGAGCUCUUGGAAAUGUGACUCUUAAAAACCCCUAUUUAUGAUUUUUUUUUUAAUGGUCACCCUGGUCAAAUACAUGUAACCUGGUGCUACCCCCAGCUAUAAACAUUUUAAUAUGAAUCAUUAAUUCAUUCAUAUACUGUGCUUUACUCGCUGCCAAUUUUCAUCAGCAAUAUACCAUUCGUUAUUUCUGUAACAUCAUUCUUUAUUUCGUAGUAUAUAGAUAUUAUAUGUCCAAUAAAAAAAAUGUCUUGUUUAGAAAGAUAUUUAUACAGUAUAUUAGAUUUAUACUGCAAUUUAGUUGACCAGUGUAGAAUUACAGAAAUCAGAUUUUUCUGAAUUAUGCUGUGAUGUAAGUAAUUUUACACUCCUUAUACAUAUUUUAUGAAGCCAACAGUGAACAAGCUUUUUCUUACAUAGCACCUUCUCUUUGGAAUAAUUUGCCAUUAAAUGAAAAGAUAUAAUUCUUAGAGACUCUCAAAUCUAAACUGAAAUCUUUUUUUCUAACAUUAUUAGGUUCCUGGCCUUUUGACACUUAUCUAAACUUUAUUCUUUAUAUUUUCUUGUGCGUCUAGGCAUAGAAUAUAUCGACAUAGAUGGCGCUAUAUAUGAUUAUUAUCAUCAUCAGUCAAGCAGUAGAUGAUUCAAUUGUAAUAUAGUAAGGCAAAUAUAUUUCAAAACUGAAUAUGUCUAUGUAUAAUGUAAUGCUAUUAAUGAUGAAUGUUUGUAUAUUGUCUAAAUUCUAAACCCAACUACGUGACGACAAAUUUUUUAUUUUUUUUAUUUAAUGCAUCUCUUGAUACCAGGAACCAUUGAGGUAAACUUCCGUGCAGGAACAAUCAUCAAUAUCGUAUGUAAAUUUAUACUAUGAUAAAAAUAAAAAAAAACCUUCUUUUGCAAAGUCCUUCAAUAAUGAAUAAAUCUUUAUACACAUUUUGUCUUUUGCUCUGUAUAAACGUGCCUCAUUUUGCUGGUUCGAAAUCCGAGAUUGUUCAUUAUUUUAUGACCUAUAACCUUUUUUCAGGGGGUAACCUAUGAAGUUAUAUAGAUGGCAUUGAAAUAUUUAUAUUUAUAGUGAGAAAAGUAUAUUAAUAAUGCUUUCUUCUAUAAAAUGAUAAAUAAAUUUAAAAACUUUCAGCAAACCUGCCAAAUGAAUGCUUUGUUCUGUAUAAAGCUUGGCGAUUUCUAUUUAUUGAUUCCAUGUACCUUUCCUUUUGUUGUCAUGUAUAUAAUUGUUUAUGUUGCUUUUCAUUUUGUGUUUGUCUAUUUUAUUUACCAGUGUAUAGUGUAUUUUUAGAUGCACAUUUAUAUUUGCAUAUUUAUUUAUAAGAACCACCAUCUUCACUGCUUAAUAUUUCAUGAUAAGUGAAUCAACAAUCGUUGCUGUUAACCAUUAUGUGAAACUUAAAGGUUCUUUGUACCUUUACAAUUGUUUCAAAGUAUUUUAAAUGGCGAAAAUUAUAUUGUAUAAUCAGAUAUUCUGUUUGGUAUCAGUUACAGUUUUCCAGGUUUAUGAAAUAGAGUUUGGUAACUUGAGGCCUUUAUAAUGUAAUAAAAAAUUAUUUGUUUAUGCACAAGUUCAUUUACAUCAUUUGAUUGAAGGGAUACUUUUCAAAGAUUCACGAGAAGUAUAUAAAUAUAUUUUUCAUUUUUGUUUUUAAGUGCAGAUUUACUUGAUUAUUUUUUAUGGACUCAGGGGAAAUUUACAAAUAAAACCAACAAUAAAUAUAAAUUGCAAACACAAAUGUAAAUUAAAAUUGGCCAUUGCUUGAUCUCUUCUUUUGUUGACUAAGCCAAGAAUGAGAAAUGCCCAAUCGAAAAAGACGUUGUUUGAAAGUAAAAAUGAAAAAUCACCAUGCCUUAUUUAAUCAUUUGUGUGAUAUUGAAUAAGCCAUUUUGAAAAUGGUCAUUCAGUUAUUCCCAAUGACAAGAAAGCAUUUGUUGGUGGUUUAUAAUGCCUUACAAAGUUGAUUUAAAUCCUUUUGCAAGCAUUUUAAGAGCUGUGUGCUCGAUAUAUCAUGUAGAUAAAUUUUGUAUGUUGUAUACCCCAUCCAUUAGCAUGAUGGUUUGGAUAUGAGGAUAGAUUAAAAUUAGUUUUCUUGCUUUUAUACAAUA
This is a messenger RNA of Lytechinus pictus (painted urchin), 7705 nucleotides long. Its product is annotated as integrin-linked protein kinase-like. The transcript is spliced from 11 exons. Gene Ontology annotation, molecular function: ATP binding; protein binding; protein kinase activity. The coding region runs from base 729 to 2075 and encodes 448 amino acids. Gene Ontology annotation, cellular component: cytoplasm. Lineage: Eukaryota; Metazoa; Echinodermata; Echinoidea; Temnopleuroida; Toxopneustidae. Gene Ontology annotation, biological process: protein phosphorylation; signal transduction. The record is from RefSeq and is a predicted model, not a curated record.